This is a messenger RNA of Manis javanica (Malayan pangolin), 1819 nucleotides long. NCBI's taxonomy places the organism in Eukaryota, Metazoa, Chordata, Mammalia, Pholidota, Manidae. The record is from RefSeq and is a predicted model, not a curated record.
GGCCCGCGCGGCCGCCCUCGGAGUCCGGCCGGCCGGGGCAGCGGCCUGCCGCCGAACCUCCCCGCGCCCGCCCGGCCCCGCCAUGGCGCUGCGGUGCCUCCUCCUGCUGCUCAUGCUCUCGCUGGAGUCCCUGGACCUGACGCCCGGCGCCCAGGGCGCCCGCGGCCGCGCCGCCAAUCGGACCCUGAGCGCCGGCGCCGCUGCCGUCGGGGGCCGGCGGCUCGGGGGCGCCCUGGCCCGGGGCGGCCGCGAGCUGAACGGCACCGCCCGGGCGCCCGGCGUCCCGGAGGCGGGGAGCCGGCGGGGGCAGCCCGCGGCGGCGGUGGCGGCGGCCAGCGCGGCCGUCACCUACGAGACGUGCUGGGGCUACUACGACGUGAGCGGCCAGUACGACAAGGAGUUCGAGUGCAACAACAGCGAGAGCGGCUACCUGUACUGCUGCGGCACCUGCUACUACCGCUUCUGCUGCAAGAAGCGCCACGAGAAGCUGGACCAGCGCCAGUGCACCAACUACCAGAGCCCGGUGUGGGUGCAGACGCCUAGCACCAAGGUGGUGUCGCCGGGGCCCGAGAACAAGUACGACCCGGAGAAGGACAAGACCAACUUCACCGUCUACAUCACCUGCGGGGUGAUCGCCUUCGUCAUUGUGGCCGGCGUCUUCGCCAAGGUCUCCUACGACAAGGCCCACCGCCCUCCGCGGGAGAUGAACAUCCACAGGGCUCUGGCUGACAUCUUAAGACAACAGGGACCAAUCCCCAUAGCACACUGUGAAAGAGAAACUAUCUCGGCUAUCGAUACCUCUCCCAAAGAGAACACGCCAGUCAGAUCGUCCUCCACAAACCACUACACCCCCAUGCGCACAGCCAAGCAGACUCCAGGACAUUAUGGGAAGGAUGCUUACCGAAGUGGAGGACCUGAUCUCCACAACUUCAUCUCAUCUGGAUUUGUCACAUUAGGAAGAGGACACACGAAGGGUGAUCAUCUGUAUAACCAUCCGAUUUUAAGCAGUGCUACCCAGACCCCUACACAUGAAGCAGUAAAGAUGCAGACUCUCAGGUCCCUCCAGACGAGGGGUUCUGAAUCAGAAUCCGCAUCUAACAGGAUGCGAGGUGCACACAUGCAGGGGACAGCACUGCCUCCACCUGUCUGGCUGCAGCAUGUCUGUUCACACCCAGAGGCAGCGCUGAGGUCCCACCCCAGCUACUUCUGUGUCUCCUUUGCAGCUGACAAGGAGGCUGAUGAGUAUUACAUGAGGAGGCGGCACCUGCCCGACCUGGCUGCUCGUGGUACCCUCCCUCUCAACGUCAUCCAGAUGUCCCAACAGAAGCCGCUGCCACGCGAGCGGCCCCGCCGGCCCAUCCGGGCCAUGUCGCAGGACAGGGUCCUGUCCCCCCAGCGGGGCCUGCCGGAGGAGUUCGGCAUGCCCUAUGACCGCAUCCUGUCUGACGAGCAGCUGCUCUCCACGGAGCGCCUGCAUUCCCAGGACCCACUGCUGUCCCCGGAGCGGACGGCCUUCCCAGAGCAGUCCCUGUCGCGGGCCAUCUCACACACAGACGUCUUUGUGUCCACGCCUGUGCUGGACCGCUACCGCAUGACCAAGAUGCACUCCCAUCCCAGUGCCUCCAAUAACUCCUAUGCCACCCUGGGCCAGAGCCAGACAGCAGCCAAGCGCCAGGCCUUUGCCUCGCGCAGACACAACACGGUGGAGCAGCUGCACUACAUCCCGGGCCACCACACCUGCUACACAGCCAGCAAGACUGAAGUGACUGUGUGACUGGCAGGGCAGGGCCGGGCUGCAGGCAGGACAGGGCAGGGGUCA